AUGCUUCGUUCGGCACCCGCUCGUCGCGCCGCUUCCGGCCUGGCGAACUCACGGCUUACCCUUGGGCCGAGGACAUGCGCGAAGAGCCUCUCCACAUGCUCGACCCGAUUCACCUCCUCCCCCGCAGCUAUUUACCCCGCGGCGAACUCCUCCAGCAGAUCAGCAAACUUCACCAGCCCCUUCUCCCUCCAGCGAAGCAUUCACACCACCGCCCCCAGAAUGGCCGAGACACGCACCGAGAGCGACGCCUUUGGCGAGAUCCAGGUCCCCGCCGACAAGUACUGGGGCGCCCAGACUGAGCGUUCCCUCGAGAACUUCAAGAUCAACCAGCCCCAGGACCGCAUGCCUCCCCCGAUCAUCAAGGCCUUCGGCAUCCUCAAGGGCGCCGCCGCUGCCGUCAACGUGCGCUACGGCCUCGACGAGAAGAUCGCAAAGGCCAUCCAGCAGGCCGCCGCCGAGGUCGCCGAUGGCAAGCUGCUCGACCACUUCCCCCUCGUCGUCUGGCAGACCGGCUCCGGCACCCAGUCCAACAUGAACGCCAACGAGGUCAUCUCCAACCGCGCCAUCGAGAUCCUCGGCGGCGUCAAGGGCAGCAAGAAGCCCGUCCACCCCAACGACCACGUCAACCGCUCCGCCUCCUCCAACGACACCUUCCCCACCGUCAUGCACAUCGCCGCCGUCCUCGAGAUCGAGAAUGAACUCAUCCCUUCCCUCAAGAGCCUCCGCGACGCCCUCCAGAAGAAGGUUGACGAGUUCGACGCCAAGAACAUCAUCAAGAUCGGCCGCACCCACUUGCAGGAUGCCACCCCCCUGACCCUCGGCCAGGAGUUCUCUGGCUACGUCGCCCAGCUCGACGCCGGCAUCAAGAGAGUCGAGAGCUCCCUGCCGGACCUCCGUCUUCUCGCCCAGGGCGGCACCGCCGUCGGCACCGGCAUCAACACCUUCCAGGGCUUCGCCGAGGCCAUCGCCGAGAAGGUCUCCAAGAUGACCGGCACCGAGUUCAAGACCGCCCCUAACAAGUUCGAGGCCCUCGCCGCCCACGACGCCAUCGUCCAGGCCCACGGCUCCCUCAACACCCUCGCCGGCUCCCUCUCCAAGAUCGCCCAGGACAUCCGCUACCUCGGCAGCGGCCCCCGCUGCGGUCUCGGCGAGCUCAUCCUCCCCGAGAACGAGCCCGGCAGCAGCAUCAUGCCCGGCAAGGUCAACCCCACCCAGUGCGAGGCCCUCACCAUGGUCUGCGCCCAGGUCAUGGGCAACCACGUCGCGACCACCAUCGGUGGCAUGAACGGACAGUUCGAGCUCAACGUUUACAAGCCCCUGAUCAUCCGCAACCUUCUCCACAGCGUCCGCAUCCUCUCCGACGGCAUGCGUUCAUUUGAGAAGAACCUCGUCGCCGGCCUCCAGGCCAACGAGGAGAAGAUUGCCAGCAUCAUGAAGGAGUCCCUCAUGCUCGUCACCACCCUCAACCCUAAGAUCGGCUACGACAUGGCCUCCAAGGUCGCCAAGAACGCCCACAAGAAGGGCCUCACCCUCAAGGAGUCCGCUCUCGAGCUCAACGCUCUCUCCGAGGAGGACUUCGACAAGCUCGUCCGCCCCGAGCUCAUGAUCGGCCCCAGCGCCUACAAGUCGUAA
Messenger RNA from Colletotrichum destructivum, 1632 nucleotides. RefSeq names its product Putative fumarate lyase family, L-Aspartase, fumarase C, fumarase/histidase. The record is from RefSeq and is a predicted model, not a curated record. The coding region runs from base 1 to 1632 and encodes 543 amino acids. Gene Ontology annotation, molecular function: fumarate hydratase activity. Lineage: Eukaryota; Fungi; Ascomycota; Sordariomycetes; Glomerellales; Glomerellaceae. Gene Ontology annotation, biological process: malate metabolic process; tricarboxylic acid cycle; fumarate metabolic process. The transcript is spliced from 2 exons. Gene Ontology annotation, cellular component: tricarboxylic acid cycle heteromeric enzyme complex; mitochondrion.